GAUGUUUCUCCACCUCUAUUGUGCAUAAGUAUCAGUGAAUCGCCAGAAAAAAAAACUGAAAGUGCUGAAAAUUGCAAACUUAAAAUGGUUGUCUGCACUGCCACCAUGCCAAUGAAAACGAGGCAGAAAGCACAGCAGAUGAAGGAGCCGCCCGAACUAAUCGAUGGGCCCGCACUCACAGUCCCUGGUGACCAAGGCCAAGGCGGGGUCGAUGAGGACGAUCGCGAAGAGGGCGAAAUUGUAGACGACUUUGAAAUGAUCAUCUCGUCCGAGGACGAGGAGUUCAAGUUGCGUGCUCGCAUCAAGCAGCUGGAGGAGAACAACAAGGAUGUGGAGCGGAUGGAUAUGCUGUCCGCAAAUUUGGCGAACCAGUACAAUUACUCCAAACCUGUGGAGCGUUCUCUCCGAUAUCAGAACAAGCCUACCAUAUACGUGUUGUCGGAUGUGUCUAGCCAGUCGGAUAGCGAGAUUCAGGAGCAGCGCAAGCAUCGCAGGCACAAGAUACGCCGCCUAGACUUGCCUGAGAAGCGCCAUCAUCGCACAUCGAACGGCGGAGAAGACUAUCGUCGGAAUCCCUUAAGCAAGCGCAUAAAACACAAACACUUAUCUGCUUCGCCAUCGCCUCCACCGCUGCAUCGCCGACGACACGUAUUUAGCAACCACCAGCAACGUCAACUCCAUCAGCAGCUGGAGCAGAAGCAGCAUUACGGGAACUUGUCGCCACACCAUCAGGACAGCAUUUUGCUGGCAUCCCUUGACAGUGCCAGCGAUGACGAGUGUGACGUGAACGAGGAAGACGAGGUGGCGGAUCUGCGAAGGCUUAAACUCAGCAGGCAUAAACUGCGCGUAGCCCUGGCCUUGGAGGAGCGACAGGAGGAGCUGGGUCAGUACAAAAAUAGUCUGAAAGAGCGACUUCAAUGCCGUUUGCGCAAGUCGCCCAGUCCCAAGUACAGAAAGGAAUACCCUCGGGAGAACGAACUGCAGCUGUUGCCACCGUUGCAGGCGCUUUACGACGGUGACGAGGACGAGCCUGUGCCAAAUCACCAGGAGCCUCGGAAGCAGGAAACGCUUACUGAAGAUCCUGUUGAGUUGAGGUUGCGACUUAUAGCUCUGAAAUCGGCGGUACUCAAGAAGCAUCUGGCACGCAAGAAGAGGGAUGCGGAGCGAGCCUACUCGCCCACCGAUAUGAUCAAUCGAGUGCAUCCCGCCACCUCCAAUGACGAUGACAUCGACGACCUAAUGGAAAUCAGUCCAGCUGCCUCGCCAGAGCGCAUACCAAGUCCGCCAAGAUAUUCAAUAGAUGAUGCUGUGGACACGAAGCCAGUGGACAUGGAUCUGGCUGAGACGGACAGCGAUGAUCAAAACAAUGCCUGGGAUUCGUGGACCCACAACUUGAACUCAAUGGAUCACGCCGGCGGCAGUUGGCGCUGUUUCAUGCCCAACUCACUGCCGCCCGUAUCCAUGCCCAUUGUGAUAGACGAUGAGGAUGAGGAUGUCAAGAUGGGACUUUACGACGGGAAAGCUAUUGAAGUUUUUAGCGACGAUGAAGUACCGCCACCACCUCCACCAUUUCACAUUCCACAUAUGCACCUGGAGGACGAGGAUGCCCGGGACGCUAUGCAUUUGGUCGAUCAUCAUUCCAACCACAGUUCUUUUACGGACAUGCAAUCCGUUACCAUGGACAAUUCGCAGACGCGCAGCAAGAGUCUCGACAAAUAUCAGCCAGAAUCGAGUGAUGACGAGGCCGGUGCCUUGCGAGCCAUGCUUUUGUCCAAUUUACGGCCAAACAAACAGCCGCCGCCGCCGCCACCGCCACCAUCUGCAGAGCAUCACUUUUCGCCUGUUACUCAUUCUGUUUCCGUUGCUGUUCCCGUUCCUGACCCUGUUUCUCCUCCUCCUGCAUCUAAACUUAAUGAAGAAUCUGACUCAGCCAGCGACUCUGAUGAUCCGGAGGAGUUGCGUUCACUGCUCCUUUCCAGCAUAGCAACCAAAAAACAGAUAAGCAACCCGCAAUCCAAAUCAGCAACAAGUCCAUUAAUCCUUAAGAAUGCCGUAAGGCGCUUCCAGCCGAUUAAAACUGAAGAAUCUUUAGAGGAUCAGCAGCCAGUUGAAGGAGAACACAUCAUUGAGCCGAAAGCUAUUGAGGAAGUCUUCACUGACCCAAGACCCGGUGACGAAGAACUUUCUCAGGAUCCACAGCCAGUUGAGGAAGAUCUUACAGAGUCAAAUGUUGAUAACAGGAUUGCGGAGUCAAGUAUUAGGGAAGCUGCUUCUCCCACCUCAAAGGAAGCUGUAGAAACUUCACAGCCACCAGUUGUUGCCAUCCAAUCAUCCAUCCAGCCCACAAAGAACACUUCACCGUCCACCAAGAUCAUUAAAAUUGUCAAGCCCAACAAGGUCAUUAACAAGAUAACGACUAAGCGAAAGCUGCCAAUGGAUGAGCAAUCCGAGUCUAGUUUAAGCAUUAAGCGUCCAACGACAUUAAUGAUUAAGGAGCCCAGUUCCCCGCUGCACCGUAAAAAUGGUAUCUCAUCUAGCACCCGCCUUAUUACCAGUAUGGAUCCGGCUAACAUCAAGGUGAACAAGUUGGUGAUCAAUCUGGCGGAGGAGUCGGCUGCCAGCGAUGAUGACCUAGAGCUGGGAUCACACUUCGCCUAUGCGAGUUACACGGACAUUGCCAGUCCUUUAAGCAUGGCCAUGGGUGGUGGUCCAAGCGGAUCCACCACCCGAUCAAAUACUCCCAUAUCAGAGAUGGUAGAAACGGCGCCCAGCGAUAAUUGCAACAUAAAGCGAACCUUGAUCAAUGAAUUCUUUGAAAAGAAGAUUGAUGACUUCCUAAGGCAGGCGAGAUCAAAGGCGCCAGCAAAUGGCAAUUUGUCAGAGGCGACGACGGAGGCUCCUGCUCCAGAGAAGGUUCCUGAGGACCCCAAAGCGAACGGGAAGGUGCAGCCCGCAGUUACUAUUCCUAAGAUAAAGCAGCCGCCAAAGAUUACGCCAGUGGCUGUAAGGCAUUUGCCAGUGGCGUCGCAAAAGGAGUACCUUCGACUGGUAGAGCGCAUGCGAUUGCUGGAAAAGAAAAAGAAUCAGACAGCGAAACCAGCACUUCCUUCGGUAUCUGUAAGCAAAUCGUCCGCGGUUGAGAAGCCUUUGCCCCCCAAAAACGGGUUCCAUCAGCGUCCCAAAGUAACCAUAACAGUAGCGCAUACUUCUACCAGCAGUAAAGCAACUAUGACGGCAGAAAAGCCUCAGGCCAAGCUGUCUCAAAGCAAAGUAAGCAGCCUAAAGGUGAAGCUAAGCCAAGCGCCCAAGGAGAGUCGGCUGGUAGCCUUUGAGAACUCUUUUGCCAAGAUUGGCGCCAGCAUGAUAUCCAAUCUGGACAAAUCGCUGCAAAUGGUCGAAGAGGCCAAAAAGUCUAAGGCCAUUCGUCUGCGCUGUUCACAACGCCUCAAAGAGCUCUAUGCCGAAAUGCAGUCCGUGAAGCUGGCUGCCCGACAGGAGGAACUGAAGCUGUCACAAAUCCAGCCGGAGAUUCAAGCCACCCAUGAGAUCAUCAGAUCACUGAAACAGAAACGACUCAAGCUCCAAGCGGCGGCCAUGGACUUGGGCCGAGGAUUAAGGGGCGAUGACUACAGGUUACGCGACGACGGCAAGGCGGAUAUCAGCCGCAAGUCCAAGCAACUCACCAAGGAGAUACGUCUCUACAAUUCCAUUGUGAAGUACGACGACCUGAACAAACUGACUGAAGUGGAGGAGGAACCAAAAACUGUGAUUGAAAAUGCAGGAGAUAGAGAGGAGCAGCCAGAUGAAUUAAAGGAGAGGCCGAGUCCCAUGGAAACGGCAGCUCCACCUACUGCAGUGACGGAGACGGAAACCCAACCUGAACCAGAAGCAGAACCAGAACCGACGGCUGUAGAGAUUCCAGAUAACCCGGCGCAGGACGAGGCGACAGAAGUUCCCAAAAACGACUCGCCAGGGCCAUAUACGAUAAGCACAAUGCGGCAGCUGUGCGAGGAGAAGAUGGAGACAGAACCCAUGCCAACUAAGAGUUACUAUCUUCCGACUUACCAAACUCCAAUGCCGCAAAACUACAACAGUCACCUCGAUGUCCAUGCGACCAUCUGUCCGUUUGAUCUGAUGGGUCGCUGCGAGGAUACAGACUGCUCCUACCUGCAUUUAGCUCGUACCGAUGCCCCCAGCGAGCUGCCAAAGACAAACCUCUCUCCCAUUCACUAACAAAAAAUGAAAAACUAAACACUAAAAAGUAACCAAAAAAGAUAUUUAAUAGCGUGCUUGAAUUCUGGUAAGUUGAACUCUUCACGCAACUUAAUAUUUAAAUGUUGCUUUCAGUCAACAAACACAAAAAAAA
Molecule: messenger RNA, 4366 nt
Organism: Drosophila serrata
Lineage: Eukaryota; Metazoa; Arthropoda; Insecta; Diptera; Drosophilidae
Source: RefSeq, a predicted model, not a curated record